GCCAAAUUCAUGAGAAUCCUCAAAAGCAAAAAUAUCUCAUAAUUCAUUACCAUGGCAGCUGAUAUUGCCAAACACCUGUAUGUUUAUCGGUGGGUUUCUUUUUGUGUCUUGUUUGUGUUUAUCAAACUAGCAAAAUCUGACAAUUAUAUUGUCCAUAUGGACAUUUCUGCCAUGCCCAAAGCUUUCUCUAACCAGCACACGUGGUAUUUGGCCACUCUUUCAUCUGUUUCAGCCAAAUCCAAAGCUGAAUCCAACCCAACCAUUCCUUUUUCUAAACUUAUCUAUACUUAUAACCAUGUUAUUCAAGGUUUUAGUGCAAGUCUCACACCUGCAGAGCUUGAGUCCUUGAAACACACACCGGGGUAUGUUUCAUCGGUUAAAGAUAGAGUUGUGAAGGUCGAUACCACGCAUUCUUUCAAAUUUCUUGGCUUGAAUUCUGGUACCGGUGUGUGGCCGGUGUCGAGGUUCGGCAAAGACGUCAUCAUCGGGGUGAUUGAUACCGGGGUUUGGCCGGAAAGCGAAAGCUUUAAUGAUGAUGGGAUGAGUGAUGUUCCAUCAAGAUGGAAAGGGGAAUGUGAAAGUGGCACGCAAUUCAAUUCCUCAAUGUGCAACAAAAAGCUCAUUGGUGCUCGGUUUUUCAAUAAAGGUCUCAUUGCUCAUAAACCCAAUAUCACCAUCUCAAUGAAUUCCACACGAGACACUGAAGGACAUGGUACCCAUACGUCCACAACUGCUGCUGGAACUUAUGUGAAAGAUGCAUCGUAUUUCGGCUAUGCACCGGGGACUGCUAGAGGAAUAGCCCCAAUGGCUCGUGUAGCCAUGUAUAAAGCGAUAUGGGAAGAAGGAUCUUACACCACUGAUGUAAUUGCAGCCAUUGAUCAAGCCAUUACUGAUGGUGUCGACGUUCUUUCGUUGUCGUUAAGCUGGAGCCAGGUUGAGUUAUACGAAGACCCCGUUGCAAUUGCCACAUUUGCUGCCAUUGAGAAGAACAUUUUCGUUUCCACAUCUGCAGGCAAUGAUGGACCAGAUGUAGAGACUUUAAACAACGGAAUACCUUGGGUCAUAACCGUCGCGGCCGGUACCAUGGACCGUGACUGCAGUGCGGCGUUGAGCCUCGGUAACAAAGUGUCAGUCAAUGGCUUAGCUCAAUAUGCAGGGAAUUUUUCGUCAUCAACCGAAUUCCCAAUAGUUUUCAUAGACAAAUGUGAUGACACAACUGAAUUGGAAACAAUCAAGCACAAGAUCAUCGUGUGUCAAGAUCCAUACACGGAAGAUUCACUCAACGACCAAUUUAACAACAUCAAUUUAGCUGGAAACGUCGCCGGUGUCUUCAUAUCGAAUAGCAGUGACGUUUAUGAUCACCUCAAAAGCUCAUUUCCAGCUAUUUUCUUGCAAGAAAAAGAUGGUGCCACCGUUGUGGAUUUCAUUAAAACCAACACUGACCCAAAAGCCAGCAUUGUGUUUAAAAAAACUACCAUUGGUGUUGAGCCAUCACCGAAAGUCACAAGCUAUACAUCUCGAGGUCCAUCUUAUAGUUGUCCAUCAGUAUUAAAGCCUGAUAUUAUGGCCCCUGGUGACUCAGUCUUAGCUGCAUGGCCUCCAAAUCUUGAAGCGGCUAGUGUAAAUGAUGAUCUUAUGUACUCAAAAUUCAAUUUACUCUGGGGAACAUCCAUGGCAUGUCCCCAUGUUUCGGGUAUAGGAGCACUUUUAAAAGCUGUUUAUCCUCAUUGGAGCCCGGCCGCCAUUCGAUCGGCUUUGAUGACAACAUCCGAUCAAAUCGAUAACACCGGUAGUCCAAUAAAGGACAUAGGGAGAAAUCUCCAACCGGCCGAUCCUUUAGCCAUGGGAGCUGGACAUGUCAAUCCUAACAAAGCUUUAAAUCCCGGACUUAUAUACGAUGCUACGGUGCAAGAUUACAUCGACCUUCUUUGUGGACUAAAUUUCACACAAAAACAAAUCAAAACCAUCACGAGAACAUCAUCAAACAACUGUUCCAACCCUUCUCUCGAUCUCAAUUACCCUUCUUUCAUAGCAUUUUUCAACGAUUGGUUUGCGGAACCGAACUCGACGACCAUGAUGGAGUUUCGAAGAACCGUGACCAAUGUCGGAGAUGAAAGGUCGACUUACAGAGCAAAUGUGACACCGCUUACUGGACUUAAGGUAACAGUGGAACCAGAUACAUUGGUUUUCAAGACAAAAUACGAGAAGAAAAGCUUCAAGCUGAGAAUUGAAGGUCCUAAACAAUUGGCUGACGCUGUGGUAUUUGGUUAUCUCACAUGGGAAGAUAGUGGAAAGAAACAUGUUGUUACAAGUCCAAUAGUUGCCACAAGCUACAAAAUUGAAAAAUGAUAAAACUCCCACUGUUUUUCUUUUUUUAAUCUUCAUGUUUUUAUGGUAAUGAAUAAAGAAAUUGCAAAUGAUUUUUCUCUGAACUUUAA
Messenger RNA from Gossypium arboreum, 2438 nucleotides. Its product is annotated as subtilisin-like protease SBT3. Gene Ontology annotation, biological process: proteolysis. NCBI's taxonomy places the organism in Eukaryota, Viridiplantae, Streptophyta, Magnoliopsida, Malvales, Malvaceae. The transcript has a single exon. Gene Ontology annotation, molecular function: serine-type endopeptidase activity. The record is from RefSeq and is a predicted model, not a curated record. The coding region runs from base 52 to 2349 and encodes 765 amino acids.